This is a messenger RNA of Acaulospora morrowiae, 411 nucleotides long. The record is from the annotation of a GenBank genome assembly. NCBI's taxonomy places the organism in Eukaryota, Fungi, Glomeromycota, Glomeromycetes, Diversisporales, Acaulosporaceae.
ACCACUCAUUCGGCGGCGAGUGCUUCCCUUAGUAUAUAUAUUUAUGCUUUGGAGAUGUCAUACUUCAUGCAGACCACUUAUUCGGCGGUGAAGCUAUGGCGUCGGCAAUUGCUGAAGUUACUCGUGCAGACCACUCAUUCGGCGGCGAGUGCUUCCCUUAGUAUAUAUAUAUAUGCUUUGGAGAUGUCAUACUUCAUGCAGACCACUCAUUCAGCAGUGAAGCUAUGGCAUCGGCAGUUGCUGAAGUUACUCGUGCAGACCACUCAUUCGGCGGCGAGUGCUUCCCUUAGUAUAUAUAUUUAUGCUUUGGAGAUGUUAUACUUCAUGCAGACCACUCAUUCGGCGGUGAAGCUAUGGCGUCGGCAGUUGCUGAAGUUGCUCGUGCAGACCAUUAUCCCAGUCUUUCAUUAG